This is a messenger RNA of Phlebotomus papatasi, 3813 nucleotides long. It is a transcript of the gene chic, whose product is annotated as profilin. Gene Ontology annotation, molecular function: actin monomer binding. The record is from RefSeq and is a predicted model, not a curated record. The transcript is spliced from 4 exons. Lineage: Eukaryota; Metazoa; Arthropoda; Insecta; Diptera; Psychodidae. The coding region runs from base 603 to 983 and encodes 126 amino acids. Gene Ontology annotation, cellular component: cell cortex.
CGCUAGAUUUUCUGCUGAACUCGCCAUCGCCGUUUUCAUUCGUGUUCGCUUGUUGCCGGAAAGUAGUCGCCAUCGCACUUCUGUCGACGAUAAUUUUCUUCUCACCGAGAAAAUUAAACUUGUGAACAGUGCCAUUUAGCCAUAUUCCACUGCGCUUAACCCCAAAGGCGAACGUGAGCGCGCGGAGAACCCAGAAAAAUUUGGAGGAAAAGCCAAAAGCCGAGACACAAAACCGCCACGAAGGGGCUCCCCGGAGAGAAAAGCGAAGGAGGCGCUGAUUCAUUCAACUUGCAGUGAAAUUUUUUUGGGUGUUGCGCAGAAACGACAUUUGAGAUCUCUCUCUCCGUUGUAUUUUUCUGUUUCACCCAUUCACAUUGCGUUUUUUUGCCAACACAGACCAGUAAGAAGAAGAGAAAAAAAAACGAGAAGAAACGCGAAAAGCCAAAAAAAAACCGCGAGUGUUAAUUCCGGCUGGUCUCUGGGCAAACUCUUCACACCGGAAGAUUAUCCUUGUGUAAUUGUGUAAUUUUAACCCAGUUUGGGGCGCAUUUACCUUUUUUUGGGCAUAUUAGCUGGCAAGAAGAAUACGCUACUAAAUCACAAUGAGCUGGCAGGAUUACGUUGACAAUCAGCUUCUGGCUUCCCGGUGCGUUUCGAAAGCGGCCAUUGCUGGUCACGACGGUGGCGUUUGGGCCAAAUCCGAUGGAUUCGAGGUGACCAAGGAUGAAAUUUCAAAACUAGUGAAAGGGUUUGAAAGGGAAGACCUGCUCACAAGUGGUGGUGUCACCUUAGCUGGUCAACGAUAUAUUUACUUGUCGGGUACCGAUCGAGUCAUACGUGCCAAAUUAGGCAAAGUUGGUGUACACUGUAUGAAGACCCAGCAAGCGGUCAUAGUAUCUAUCUAUGAGGACCCUGUUCAACCGCAACAGGCGGCUUCAGUUGUAGAGAAACUUGGUGAUUAUUUGAUUACAUGCGGGUACUAGAGGUUGAUGUGUGUGCUCGAACGAUCAUGUAAUCACAUUUCUCUUCGGCAUUAAUUUGUAUAAGAAUUAAUAAUUAAUAAUUGAGAAAGAAAAAGAAAGCAAAAAAAAAGCGGAAAGAAGGAUGAAAAAAAGAUAAAGAAAAGAAAGAUAUAAGAAAAAAGAAAGAAAGGAUACAAAACACACAGCUAUAACAUUAAAGAAUAAUGAUUAUAUAAAUAAUAAUGAGAAGGAUAUAGUAAGAAAGAAAAAUGAUAAAUUCUGUACUUUUGUGACUAUACUGCACAUUUUUUUUAAAAAUUCUAAAAAAGAAGAAAUCUAAAUAUACUUCUUUCAGAGCGGAAUCAUCAAGUUUUUUUUGUUUUGGUAGUAAAUUCGGAAGAGAUCAAUAUUGAUGGUUUGAUUUUUGCAAAAUUUUCUUUUCUACCCUGUCGCCUCCAUCAGAUAGAGAAAAAAAAGUUAGAAAGAUGAGAGAGAAAAGUGAGAAACUAGGGAUUAGUUGAGUAAAGAGAUUUGUAAUACAUUUUGAAAAAUGAUGUAAUAAAAGGAAAAUCUAUGUUAAUCUAGUACCAAAAUGUUUGGAAAAGAGAUUCAGUGAAUAAAAAUAAAAGAAAAAUUCAGUAUCAUAUAGGGACUUUUUGUUUUUAUUUUUUUUCUUUUUUGGUCGAAAUAGUAAUAGAAAUAUUUCAAAUAAUUACAGCUUUUUUGGCUUAGUUUUUUUUUGUAACACGAUUGGUAAAAUUGAUUUUUUUUAUCUAAAUGAAUGAAAUUGGAAAAUUAACUUGCAUCAGAUAUCUAAUUUAAAGUUUUUUUUUGUAGUAAUUUUCUUGCAAUUUAAUUAGUUUUACCGAUGAGAACUGGCUUUUAUGCAUUUUGUCUUUUUAUUUGUUUUUAAAAAUGCAUUUGUUUUUUAAAAAAAAAUCUAUUUACUCUAAAAUAAUAUUGUAGGAUCUUUUGUAUAUUUGAUUUCUCUCGCAAUUACAAUUUAUUUCCUUUCUUCUCACUCUCUUAAAAAAAAGGAACCCCAAUGUUUUAGCCGUUUUUUUUUCUAUAUUUAAAUGUAGAGAUUUUAAAGUGAAAAAAAUACUUAUCAUUCUUAUAAAUCAUAAUUAAAAUGAAAAGAGCGCAAAGAUAAAAAACAAUGAGUAAGGUUUAAUGUCAUUGAAGAAGAAAAAACAUUUCAUAAAAAACGUGAAAGAUUUUUUGCGGAAAAAAAUAAUCAAAUAAAAAAAAUAUUGUGAGAUAUAAAAUGGAAAGAAAAAUCAAGAUAAAGAAAAAAGCUAUUCUUUCGAUUUUAUUCGUCCAUUCAAAGACCAAUUUGCAAAAUUGAUAUUCUGUAAAUUGCCUGUGGACAUGUAAAAUCGAAAGAAUUUUCUUGGUAAUAAAAAAAAUAACUAUUGAAAAAAAAGGUAAUUUUUUUAAGGAUAAAGAGAAAGUUCAUUUUUUUCUAUUACUCUAGUAGUGUAGUAUUUUUAUCAGAUAUUUAAAGAGAAAAAAAGGAUGAGAAGAAAAAGUAAUAAAAAAAAAAUGAUGAGAAUUAUUCUGAUGAUGAAAGAAAUAAUAUUGUAAUUUCUGUGUUGUGACUAAACAAAAAAAAAAAUAUGAAUUAUAUUGAGAAAAAAAUAGAGCAGUGGAGUCAAAGCUUUUUUUUCUUUUUUGCGUCUUCGAAAAAAAAAAUAAUAAAUAAAAAUAAAAAAAAUUAGAAAGUAUAUAAUAAAAAUCUUUGCUAAAUUUUUGUGAAAAAAAAUUCUUUCAUCUUCCAAUUCACUGACAUUUCUUUUUUUUUCGUGAGAGUUGAUGUGAUUUAUUUUUUUUGUGGACUGACGAAAUAACUAAGAAAGUAAAUAAAUAGAUUAAGGAAAGGAUUUGUGAUGAAAUAAUACAUGUUUUUUUAGAGAGAAGAAAAUAAAAGAAAUAGCAAUUUUUUCAGCAGUAUUUAGAUUUUUCCACAAUUACAUUUUCUCCACUUGCUACAAAAAAAACCUUUUUUCUUCCAUUUCACAUACUUUUCACAUCAUAUUUUUCUUUAAUCUAGAAUAUCACAAAAAAAUGGAAAUAGAAAACAAGAAAAACGACAAUUUAUUUCAUAAUUUAAAAAGAAAAAUAAAAAAAUGAAGAUGAAAAUUUAACGUAAUGCAAUGAAAGAUAUGCGCAACAGGAAAAAGAAUAUUUCAAAACUAUUUAGCAAAAAACAUUUAUUUUGCUAAUUAUUUUCGAAAUAUCCAAUUGAUUUUAUAAUUGUAGCAUUAAACAUUUAUACAGAAUCCAGAAGAAUUUCCAUGUUUUAAGUAAAUGAAAAAAAUAAAAGAUAAUUAUAUCACAAUACAAAAAAACGAGGAAAAAACAAUAGUAACUAAAAAAAAUAAAUAAAUAGUUGAAAAUAUAGCGACUUUGAUACCGGCAAAUAAAAUAAAGUAACAAUUUUUAAUAAUGAAAAAAAAAACUGUGUGUAAUAACAAAUAAGCUAGUGGUUUUGAGAAAAAAAUGCGAUAAAAAACAUUUCGUAAUUUUUUACAUGAUGUUGUGUAAAAUCCAUGAAAAAGAAAUAUUUAACAAUUUUUUUCCUCCCAAUUGCUAGUCCCCCCCGAAUAAGGCAAGAUAUAAUAAAAAUGAAAGAAAAAAAUAAUAAUUUAGUAAAAACACAAAAUGAAUCAUCCUUGUCGGAAAGAAAUAUUUGCAGUGAAAGGAUCAAUUUUCUUUGAAGUGAAAAAGAAAAAACUCAGAGUUCUCAUCUGAAAAAUUAAUGCAAAAAAUUGAGAUAUUUAUGCAUGUAAAAUUAACAAGAAAAUUUGUAAAAGCAACACAGAUAUGCAAAUUAAAGACGAUAAAUCGA